AUGUCUCAUUGCCCUCAUGUCAACUCCCAGGAUUUCCCUUCCAGCCGUCUGAGUAAGAAUGAUUCCAGAAUCUUGAAAACGUCCUUCAUCAAACGACAAACAACAAAUUUGUUUCCGAGAUUACAAGGAGCUGUAUAUGCCAUAUCCAAAGAUAGUGUCAAGCUACAAUAUUACGAGGAUGGGGUGUUGAAGGUAACAGAAACAGACCCCCAGGAGGGGUCGUACGCCAAUCUGGGGUUAUAUCCUCACUGGUGUCUCGGCAACAUCCACCAGUGUCCGCACGGUAUCACUGUAGAUUUCUGGAUAAAUGUAGCUCCCGUCACCGAGGAUUCGCCGGAGGUUGUCCUUUUCACUUCCGGUGGAAACUUCUACUUUUCCGAUGGCUUGUAUCUUAUCCAACGAUUCGGAGAUCAGUAUGAGUUUGGGGUCUCUAAACAGGAGCAUGUUUGGAAAAUUAACUUCCGGCUGUUCGCGGACACGUGGGUGAAAGUUCAUGCUGAGUGGGAUGUAUCGGAGGGUCUGAUGCUUGUCGUAGAUAACUCGGAAUGGUCACAGACUACACCAGUGAGAAGAGACUACUUUCCGGGGACGUUUGACAGUUUUGCUGAAGUUGUUACUGGACUCACAAGUGAUGGCAUGAUCAUUGAUCAAGACGAACUGUUCAAAAUACGACAUAUUAUUAUUCACGAUCGUCGUAUCAACUCGACCAUUGAGGAUGACAGUUUUGUCCAGACUUUGGCUUACCCCGGCUGUGUUCCUGAAACAUCUUAUACCGGGAACUUCAUUCCCAUGGACUUGGCCGGAGAGGAACAUCCUAUAGAAAGCUGCCGUAGCAUGUGUAAUGCAGCUAUUAUCCUGAUGAAGAAUGGCUCUUUCUGCUCGUGCGCAGGCCGUGAAAUACUUUCCGAAAUUGACACUCGGAAUGGCUCUUGUGACAGUAGCUCAGUAUGGCAGGUGUUUAGUGCUUCUGGUGUUGCCGAAGAAAAUCCGUACUCAAUGACAGUGAGCGUGAGAACAUUACAAACUAGAGACUACGUCAAACCCAUGGAAACCGUUAUUAUCGAGAUAAAACCCAAUCAUAUAGCAAAGACCAGCUACGAGGUAGACUGUGGGGACGGUGUCACUUUUGUGACCCACAAGACUUCUAUCAACUACUUCUGGAGGUCUGCGGGCAAACACACGAUCACAGUUCGCUCGCGCGUAGGCAUUCUGUCCUUUGAGUCGUACUUCAGUUUUGAGGUACUUGACGUCGAUGAGAACACAGCUCCAGAAAUGGUUGUUUUGUUUGGCGCUCAUGACGAGACACAUCAAUUUCACGGCUCUUUCGAGUUGUUUCUCACAGAUUUGGCAAAUAUCUCUCGUUGUGACGUAGCGUUUGGUGAUAGCAAUCAGCUGAGCUAUGACUUCAAAGACCAAUAUUUUUACCAUGAAGAAUUCCAGCAUAUUUUUAACACUUUUGGACAGUACAUAGUAUCAGCUCACUGUAAAAACAACUACGGGGUCGAUUCCAGCUCUUUGAUGUUUCUAUCAAAACGGUUUGACGUACCGUUCUAUCAUAAAGUAUUAGGUGAUGCGUUUGAAGUACCACUGGCUGGAGGACAAGCAUUCGUCGCUGACAUCGGAGUCGUUCGUAACUAUGACAAGCCUGUAAACGUACACAAAACAGAUAAUAACAUAACAGUACCUGCAACACUACUUAAGCCAUUUGAAAACAUAAUUUCGCUGGAGUUGAAUGGUGAAAUUUUUCAUGAAACAAUGUUUUUCAUGGAAAAUAUUCCAGCAAAUGCCUCGAUAUUACCCGACUACCGGGAAGGAGCAUGGAAUCUGACAACAAAUAUCUCUGUGGUAGUACCCCCUGGUAACAACAUGUUUGUAACAUGCACGUUCGGACUGGGAGAGGAAGAGUCUUUCUUUAUAUAUGAGGCGACAGAGCCGGUCACAUUUCCCUUUGAGGUUGAGUACGAAAACCUUGGAUAUUAUCCUCUACAUGUGAUCGUGUCUAACGACCUUGGAAAGACCGAAGUUGAGGAUCUGAUAUCAGUUGAAGUCCCCAUCGUGUCCAUAGUACUGACGGUCAGUAAUAUUACCAACAAGGAGGAUCCCGUCAUCCUUGGUGUUGUCCUUAAUGAUGGCAUUGACGGUCCGGACAAGGUCACCUUCGAGAUUGACCACGAUGACGGCAACGUUUUACCAUAUACCUACAGAAGCCAUUCCAAGUUCUUUACCCAAUACAAUAACAGCUACGUAUACAGGGACUGGGGCAUAUAUACAAUAUGUGUGUCCGCUUCCAAUAGCAUAAGUCGAGUCAUGGACUGUGCUUUGGUUCAAGUGGGCAAAAACAUCACUUACAUGGACUUACAGACAACAACGACCGGGAGAGUUAGCACUAGUCAGUAUGCAGAAAUCAACAUAACAGUUCUCACCGGAAGUGACAUAACGUAUCAUGUAGAUUUCGGGGAUGAGCAUCCAUUCACAUUCACUGACCGCGACUUACUGACCUCGGAAAACACGGAAUCGUCCCAUUUAAUAAGAAGAAAGCGGGAAACUAGUGCCGUGCAGGCAGAUCCGGCCGACAAUAGCAGUUUCGUCAUAACCACUGUACUGCCUAACUUCAAUACCAGCGAAACCACUGAGGAAGAAGUUGCCGUGUCCAGGGCCAGGUCCUUUGUUGUCAGAGGUUGUUCAUGUAUCGUUACAGUACGACACUUGUACUCAACUGUCGGUUAUUACGAAGUGAAGGCCAAUAUCUCCAACGUGUUCUCGUCGGCAAGCGCCGUGUUAUGUCCCUACAUCAUUGUGGAUGACAGUGACGACACAAUGUGUGGUGACACCGUCGUAGAGAUGCCUGGGUAUCACACGUCACGAGAUAACCCAUAUGUUCACAUCAGAUCAACUCCAAUCGACAUCGACAUACAGGCACAAUCACCAAACUGUGGAGGAAAUGGAUACGAAUACACGUGGAAGGCUGUAAACAUCGUCGAUAACCUGGAAGUUCCGUAUACCGACUUAUGUAAACUCGAACAAACUGACAAUAUAUUCACCAUCCCAGCAGUUUCUCUCGAAUUCGGGAUGUACAAGCUGGUGACUACCGUGUCUCCCAUUGGGUAUAAACGUAAAGCCAAUCAGAAAGAAAUUUAUAUUCAGAUCAUACCGUCCAAUCCUAUUGCGACCUUCAAAGGUGACCCCUCAGAAACGUUUUUCUCCAACGGUAUACUUACCUUGGACUUCUCGGAAUCGCAUGAUCCUGAUCUGACAUCCAACAUCAGACAAGGGGUGGAGUACGACCUUAUCUGUUUCCAGAGAGAGGCUUACGACGCAUUUAGUGGCAUGACCUUCGAGAAUUUCCUCGAGGGCAACAUAACACAACUGCUGAUCGAGGACGUCAUUUAUGAGUCUGAGACGAUGAACCCCUUGAGAAUUUAUCAAUAUGAGAAUUGCUUGACGGACUUAGAUGAUUUCGUAAACGCCAUUAUGAUCUCUAAUGGCAGGGUGACGACCUCUACGUCGUAUUUUGUUGCCACUGAGACUGUGUUUUCCCUGAUAGUGUCUAAGGAAGGACGCAUCAGUACCGUCAGUAAAGUAAUACGAAUGGAAUAUGACAACUUCGAGGAACAGAUGAAUAUGCUUGCAAACGCAGCUAACUUGAAAGAUACUGGGAAAGCCCUGGAUAUCGUCAAUAAAAUCGGAACCGGUGGUGCGAGAGGGAACGACUCGGAUGCACAAGAAAAACAAGACCAGUUGAAGGAGUUAGCGCUGACCGUGGUAGCCGCUGUGACUAAUUACGCAACAAACACAGACCAGGUCAACCGGGUUGUCAGUACAUGUAGCAUGUUCACGGCAGAGAAGUCGACGGACACGGCAAGGGAAAAGGCAGCUGGAGCUAUCAACAACACAGGUGAUCUCAUCAAAACAAAAUUUGCCAAUCAGGACAACACAGCGCUGGAAUCCACUCUCGGAGAUCAAGUUCAGACAUUGAGCAACGUUGCACCUACUGGAGAAGCAGAGAAAAAAGAGGAGAAAAAAACGCUCCGUUGUAAGCGUCGAGCUGACCCUGACGCCCCUGACGAGGACACGGAGUCUGCCACUCAUUACGAUGCUUUAAUUAAGUCCAAGAAUCUCAUGGCGAAUGCCAUUCUACGAGACUUGUACGACUUCCUGUUUCAUCACUACGCAGAGUUCAGGACAGCAGUGCGGAAGCGGAUCGACAACGUCAAGCUCCCACAGGCUGUUCUUAAGGAGGACCCAGUGAAACUGUUUCUCCGUCUUGGGCUGGAGUGGGAUCCCUUCGAUAUUCAGAAUGUCAUUCUGGAUGCCUGCGAGAUCGAAUUAGACUUGUCCAUUAAACGGACGAAGGAAGCGGACAAAAUGGUACAAGCCGGAAGUGCUGGAGCUGUGUCCUCCAUGUCAGGCCUUGUCCUGAAAAAUUUUGAAAAAGAACGUUGUCGUCGUCGACGUCGACGCAGGAGUGGAACGAGCACGCCAGAAGACGAAGCCCCGUUAGCAAUGAAGGUUACAUCUGAGGGCAUUUCUCUCAACAUCGAGAUGGGAGAAAAUCCAAAUGCACUGACAAGUAAGGUGGCGAAGCAGAAAAGGAAGAAGGUGAGUGUGGAUCCAUGUAGCGUACACGACGCGGAAUACGAGGCUGAACUCGCCGCGUCGUCUACUGCUAGUCCAGUGGGUGUAGUCACGCCGGCCAACUCAGGAACUAGUCCAGGAGCCACAAGUUCUCCGGCUUCUGAUCAAGUAGUUACGUCAACCAGAACACCAAUAGGUGAUCACGAUGACAUCACUGACGGAUACGAGGUAGGGAAGUCGAAAUAUACCACACAACUGUCUGUUGACGACGGGAACUCAGUUACUCAUGAAACAGGUGGUGCGGACGAACAGACACAUACUGAGUCAAGUGGAGGAACGGGAACGGACAGCGGAACAGAUACAAGUGGCACCAACGGUCAGACCGACACCGGUUCGAGUGGGGGAUCGAACGCUGACUCCAGUGGAGGAACGGACAGUGAGACAGACACAAGUGGUACUGGUGGACAGAGCAACACCGGGACGAGUGGAGGAUCAAACACUGACUCUAGUGGAGGAACGGACAGCGGGACAGAUACAAGUGGUACUGGUGGACAGACCGACUCCGGGACGAGUGGGGGAUCAAACACUGACUCUAGUGGAGAUACGGGAACGGACAGCGGGACAGAUACAAGUGGUACUGGUGGACAGACUGACACAGGUUCGAGUGGAGGAUCAAACACAGACUCCAGUGGCGGUACGGGAACGGACAGCGGGACAAAUACGGAUAAUACUGGUGGACAGACUGGCACUGGAUCGAGUGGAGGAACAGACAGUGGGACAGACGGUCAGACAAACAGCGGUACGGACGAAGAACAAGACUUCACCGAAGAAGCAGGAACUGGAACUGUGAACGCUGUCAAUAAAAACAAUCCUUAUACGUAUGGUUCUAACUCGGCCCGAGUGACGUCAGAGGUUUCCUCUAUCAAUCUGGUGGACCCGGCACUAGGGGAGCCAAUAAAAGUGGAGGAUUCAGAAGAGGAGAUGCCUAUCUUAAUCAAUUCAAAGUGCGCGGUCCCAGUAUAUAACGCCACCAUCAGGCAAGUACGAGAUGCACCCCCCGUGAGUUUGUACCACUCUAUCACCAUGGCUAACAACGGCUCGUCCCUUCACUUCCGGAUAACUGCACGUGAGAAUUGGGACAUGACUAAAUUCCGAAUCUGCCUUGUUUACAACGCGUCCACCGUCGAUCCUCCGUGUAUUCACGAAGCAAUCAUGCCCCUGGGAGAGGACGUCUUCCCGGAAAUAAGAGAACAAAAUUACAGCCACUGGAUGGAACUUCGGAACACCUACUUCCCUCCUCAGAAUUAUACACCGACCAAUGGCGAUUUUACUGUGUCCGUUAGUCUCGAGAAGGGACACGUUGACUUCCGGGAAACCGUGACGGAAGUUGUGUAUGACUACCAGUUGUGGACUUCAGGGUGUCUGUUCUGGGAUACAACCACGGAAUCCUUCAUCGGUAACGGCACCAGGGUGAGCAAUCUAACGACACCUGAAGUGACAGUAUGUAUGACCAACCAUCUGACGUCUUUUGGAGGUGACUUUGCUGUUCCGCCAAACACCAUCGACUUCACUAAUGUGUGGGCAAAGUUCAAGAACCUGAACGAGAACGCGGCUGUGUUUUCCACGGUUAUAUCGCUGAUUGGUCUUUACAUCAUCAUAAUGAUCUGGGCCCGAUACAAGGACAAGAAAGAUAUACAGAAGUGGGGAGCCUCUCCAUUGGAUGACAACCUACCAACAGAUAACUAUCAUUAUCAAGUGACCGUCCAGACGGGGGUACGCAAACUGGCCGCAACCAACUCAGCGGUCAGUUUUAUCUUAUCUGGCGAAGAGUGUGACACAGGUGUCCGGCGUUUAUAUGAUGGCCGUCGAAAGACGUUCGUUCGAGGCAGUAUCAUGAACUAUAUCCUAAGUGUGGAAAAUUGUCUCGGAUCUCUGAACUUUUUGAGGAUAUGGCAUGAUAAUACUGGAAAGGGCAAGAUGAGAUCUUGGUAUCUGGACCAAAUACAAGUUACAGAUCUUCAGACAGGGGACAGGUACUUUUUCCUGUGUGAUCGCUGGCUAGCUGUGGAGGAGGACGAUGGGAUGGUGGACAGAAUUCUACCUGUUGCUGGUCUAGAGGACUUAGCAGCAUUCAAACAACUCUUUUCCUCCUCUGUAAAGAAGAAAUUAACCAAUGACCAUAUAUGGUUUUCUGUGUUCUCCCGCCCGACCCGGAGUAACUUUACUCGAGUACAGCGAAUCUCUUGCUGUGUGUCUCUGUUGUUUAUGACUAUGAUUACCAACGCCAUGUGGUUCAAAUCAGAAGAAAAUAAUGCCAACACGUCAGCUAUGAAAAUUGGACCUGUUUCCUUCACACUUCAACAGGUCUUUGUUAGCUUUGCCAGUACCAUGAUUGUGUUCCCUGUGAAUUUCAUCCUGAUGACGUUUUUCCGAAAAUGUCGUCCAAAGAAAAAUGGUGUCAUGCAUAAAAACCAGCAGGUCCCAAAACGAGGCAAAUGGAAGAGUGUUUCGGCCACUCAAUCACAAACGUGGAACAGUGUCCCUAUGAAAAGUAGGUGGCAAAGAUUCAAAGAAUCCAUCACCAACUUCAUCAAUUUCCAGCGUCACAAGUCAAAGUAUCAAUCUGAACCGGAUCCUGAUGAAUGUGUUCGGGAAAUGAAAAUUGCCGGAAUACCCGAAUCGGCUCAAAAGAAAAAGAAAAGAAAGAAGAAACCAGGGACACUGCCUCACUGGUGCAUAUACAUCGCAUGGGUUUUGUGUUUCUUUAGUAUCACGUCGUCCGGCUUCUUCACAAUUCUGUACAGUAUGGAAUGGGGACCAGAGAAGGCAAACGAAUGGCUAACAACCUUCCUCAUGUCCUUCUUCCAAUCCGUCAUAGUCGUCCAACCAAUCAAGGUGUUCUGCCUGGUUGCUUUCAUUGCCUGUGUCCUCAAGAAACCAGAUCUGUCUGACGAAGACCCUGGAGAGGAUCUAAACAAUGUGAUAGCCGCUCAUGACGAGGAAUUCAUGGCAAAGAGUAACACUGCUAUUGAUGAAAUCGCGUUGAGAAGAAAGGUUCAAAACAGCGAAUUCAAACCUCCAGAUGUGAAAACACUAGAGGAACAAAGACAGCUACGAAUGAUGGAACUUAAAAUGGAAGAGGUUGUCAGGGAGAUAGGAAUCUAUGCCUUAUUUGUGCUGAUCCUCUUCUUCUUAUCCUAUCAGACUCGAGAUUCGGAUUCCUUCCUAAUGGCCGAAAACCUUAAAACUACCCUCGGUAGCGGAUUCGAGAAGAUUUCUACUGUCUCUGACUAUUGGAAUUGGCUCGAGAAUAAACUGAUCCCCAACUUAUACGCCACUCAAUAUUCCGACGGAUCAGAAAUAAAACCAUGGUGGGACAAACGAUGUAUAAAAGACAUGGAAUCUCGCCGUGUUGGCUUGCCACGUCUACGACAACUUAGGGUCAAGGAAGAUACCUGCGUCGUAAAUCCGAAAUUAUCCACGAUUAUAAAGCACUGCCGUGACGAGUACGGGUGGACAGACGACGAUGCUAAACACUACCUCCCAGGCUGGGUAAAACCUCCUAAGGAAAAUAUCACCGCAUUGAGGGAAGAAAAAUCACCAUGGAUCUACCAAAAUUCGAUCCAAUUAAAAAGUGCUCCUUAUAUAGGGACCAUCUCCACUUAUAAGGGAGGUGGCUAUGUUGCUAUGUUCGAGCGCAAUGUCACGUGGACGAAACGGAUCGUUGAACAACUGAAGAAGGAUGUGUGGCUGGAUGUGUAUACUCGGGGAGUUUUCCUGGAAUUCGCUGUUUAUAAUCCUAACAUUAACCUGUUUAGUUCUGCCAUCUUACUAACCGAGUUUAUCUCUUCCGGUGGAGCAGUAGCAAGGAUUGAAUUCAAGGUCUUUCGGCUGCUGAAUUAUGUUGGCGGCUUCGGUAUUCUCGUGAUGAUAUUCCAAGUGAUCUACGCAUGCUUCAGUUUGUAUUUCUUCGUACGCUGUAUCAAGAAAUUACGAAAGGAAAAGAUGAAGUACUUCGCCCGCUUCUGGAAUCUCUUAGAAUUCAUUCUUCUGUGUUUCUGUAUUGCUGUCAUCGCUAUGUAUGCGUUCAAACAAAUUCUAUCCGAAUUGACAAUGCGUGCACUGAAGGAUCCCGACAAGGCCGACUACGUUAACUUCCAGUCGAUGGCUAUGUAUGACGAACUGUUUGGUUGGAUGAUGGCGUGCGUUGUGUUCCUGGCUACUGUCCAGUUUCUGAAAUUGCUUCAGUUCAACAAGAAAAUGAAUAUGCUUGGCGAUACUAUCAAAGUAGCCACAAAGGACCUGAAGGUUUUCUCUAUAGCCUUUGCGUUAUAUUUCUUCGCAUUUACAGCUUGUGGCCAUCUUCUGUUUGGAACUUCCAUUCUAGCUUACUCCAGUUUGUUGGGUUCUGCGGAGUCAAUGUUUGCCUUUACCCUUGGAAGCUUUGACUUUGCUGCCAUGGCUGAUGUCAACAAAGUGCUCGGACCUCUCUUCUUCUUCACCUUCGUUGGUGUCGUUUACGUCGGUCUAAUGAGCAUGUUCUUCACCAUCAUUGGCGAUGCGUUCACAGAGGUCAAGGCUAACGUCGAACAAAGCACCAACGACUAUGAGAUAGUAUCAUUUAUGUGGAAGAGGAUCAAGGCUGUGUUAGGAUUGACUUAA
Molecule: messenger RNA, 9237 nt
Organism: Ylistrum balloti
Lineage: Eukaryota; Metazoa; Mollusca; Bivalvia; Pectinida; Pectinidae
Exons: 24
Coding region: 1-9237 (3078 amino acids)
Biological process (GO): detection of mechanical stimulus
Cellular component (GO): membrane
Molecular function (GO): calcium ion binding; calcium channel activity; protein binding
Source: RefSeq, a predicted model, not a curated record